Molecule: messenger RNA, 2722 nt
Organism: Solanum dulcamara
Lineage: Eukaryota; Viridiplantae; Streptophyta; Magnoliopsida; Solanales; Solanaceae
Product: probable inactive purple acid phosphatase 1
Exons: 14
Coding region: 531-2366 (611 amino acids)
Molecular function (GO): acid phosphatase activity; metal ion binding
Source: RefSeq, a predicted model, not a curated record
GUAAUAGCUUGUAAAUCGCACUGGACAAGUCUCAGUCAAAGACUCAUAGGGCAUUGAGGGCACGUAUACGCUUACUAUUUUGAAAGUGGCUCCAUGAAAACUCACAUUGGAACCCAUGGGAAACCAUACAUAGCAGUUUCUCAUCAGCCGACUCAUCAGAAAUCAAAAUCAGUUUCUAUUACGUAAUUUUCACAGUCAGAAGUCAACAGUUUAUACUGAAAUUCCGGUGGAUUGGUCGAAUAUUGAGAAAGAUUCCAAGAAUUUCUUCGACCCUUUUUCCCACUUGAAGUCAUUUGCGUUACCUUUUUUUUUGGUUCUUGAUGCAAUCUCAGCUUUACUUCAAAUUCAUCAUCAAUUCUUAUCAUCUUCUUUCCCGCAUGCCACUGUUGGAUUUUCUUAUUUAUUACUUCAGUUAAAGCUCUAUUUUUUCGACCCAUUUCAGCUUCAGAAGCUGCGGUAGAGGCAGAGCUAGAAUUACAAGUUUUUUGAGUUUUGGGUUCUAGAAAAAAGAAAGCCAUAAGGUGGAUGCGAUGAAAACAUUCGUUAUGUUGUUGCCAAUUUUAUGGGUUUUAGUUGUUCUUCAAGGGGUGACAUCUCAUGAAGAUCACCCUCUAGCAAGGAUUGCUGUUCAUAAUGCUAUUGCUGCUUUGGAUGCUCGUGCUUAUAUCAAAGCUACUCCAUCUGUUCUUGGGUCAAACGGUCUAAACCAAGAAUGGAUAACUUUGGAGUAUGGCACAAGCAACCCGUCAAAUGAUGAUUGGGUAGGAGUGUUUUCUCCUGCUAAUUUCAGUGCAGCAACUUGUGACCCUGAAAAUAACAUGGUGACUCCACCACUUUUGUGUACAGCUCCUAUAAAGUAUCAAUUUGCAAACCGCUCCAGUCCCAACUACAAAAGGACGGGAAAAGGAACGUUAAAGCUUCAAUUGAUUAACCAGAGAUCAGAUUUUUCUGUUGCUUUGUUUUCUGGUGGAUUACGAAAUCCAAAGAUGGUUGCAGUGUCAAAUACUGUUGCCUUUGCAAAUCCAAAUGCACCAUUAUACCCACGGUUAGCACAGGGAAAGACGUGGAAUGAAAUGACUGUUACAUGGACAAGUGGAUAUGAUAUCAAUGAAGCAGAGCCCUUUGUGGAGUGGGGUCCACAAGGUGGUCAACAGACUCAGUCACCAGCAGGGACUUUGACUUUUGAUCGUAGUAGCUUGUGUGGUGCACCAGCAAGAACUGUUGGAUGGCGCGAUCCUGGAUUCAUUCACACUAGUUUUCUGAAGGAGUUAUGGCCCAAUUUAGUAUAUACCUACAAACUGGGGCAUAAACUGUUUAAUGGCACGUAUAUCUGGAGUCCGAUGUACAAAUUUAAAUCAUCGCCCUAUCCUGGCCAAAGCUCUCUUCAGCGAGUGGUCAUUUUUGGUGACAUGGGAAAGGAAGAAGCUGAUGGUUCAAAUGUGUACAAUCAAUACCAACCUGGCUCCCUUAACACUACCAAGCAAAUCAUUGAGGACUUAAAGAACAUUGACAUAGUCUUUCACAUUGGGGAUAUCGUUUACGCCAAUGGAUAUAUUUCUCAGUGGGAUCAAUUUACUUCUCAAGUUGAGCCAAUUACUUCACGAGUACCAUACAUGAUUGCUAGUGGCAACCAUGAACGUGAUUGGCCUGAUAGUGGGUCAUUUUAUGGUAAAAAGGAUUCAGGUGGAGAAUGUGGUGUUUUGGCUCAGACAAUGUUCUAUUUUCCUGCCGAAAAUAGGGAUAAGUUCUGGUACUCUACUGAUUAUGGCAUGUUCAGAUUCUGUAUUGCUGAUACUGAACAUGAUUGGAGAGAGGGCACCGAACAAUAUAAGUUCCUUGAACACUGCUUUGCCUCAGUAGAUAGACAGAAACAGCCAUGGGUAAUCUUCCUUGCACAUAGGGUACUUGGUUACUCUUCUGGCGAUUUUUACGCUGAUGAAGGAUCAUUUGGAGAACCAAUGGGGAGGGAAAGCCUUCAAAAGCUGUGGCAGAAGUAUAAAGUUGAUAUAGCCAUAUAUGGUCAUGUUCAUAAUUACGAAAGAACAUGUCCCAUUUACCAGAAUAUUUGUACAAUGACCGAGAAGAACUCUUACAAGGGAACCUUGAACGGGACGAUACAUAUUGUUGCAGGAGGAGGUGGAGCUGGUCUAGUAAAGUUUACACCCCUCCAGACUAAGUGGAGUAUUUUCAAAGAUUAUGAUUACGGAUUUGUGAAGAUGACAGCAUUCGAUCAUUCAAAUCUGUUAUUCGAGUACAAGAAGAGCAGUGAUGGCAAAGUAUACGACUCUUUCAAUAUUUCCCGAGAUUAUAGAGACAUCUUGGCAUGCACUGUGGAUAGCUGCCCAAGCACGACACUGGCAUCUUGAUUGGUUUUAUGAAGGAAGACUUAAAGUUUGAUUUCUGUUAUGCACUAAUUUAGCAUCCCACGAUACCAUCAAUAUCUCUAUAGGGAAACCUAGUGCAGAAAGCAUCCUGUGUUCCGAGGAAUCCAAGUUCAGAGCCACAAGCACCAGGAACCUCACAGAUAAACAGUCUGGAUGAAUAAAUGAAAGAGGGAAAUAGGUUCUUUAUUAGCCUUUUUCAAGUUUUUACUUCAUUGUGUUGAGAUAAGUGGGAAGGUAAAUGUAACAUUUGUGAUAUCCAAUGUAUUUUUAUCAUCUUUCAUAAAACAAUUGGCUUAAAUGUUCAACUAGUGUCUCUAUAUAAUUUACAGUUGAAGCAA